Messenger RNA from Ostrinia nubilalis (European corn borer), 636 nucleotides. RefSeq lists its product as uncharacterized. The transcript is spliced from 4 exons. NCBI's taxonomy places the organism in Eukaryota, Metazoa, Arthropoda, Insecta, Lepidoptera, Crambidae. The record is from RefSeq and is a predicted model, not a curated record. The coding region runs from base 53 to 553 and encodes 166 amino acids.
CAGUUUUUUCAAAACUUGUGAACUACAAUUUUAUUUUGUAGUAAAAAUAAAUAUGACUUAUGUAAAGAACAAAUCUUACGUAAACAUACCUUUCUCUUCAGAAACAGCCUGCGUAAGAGCAGAUUUUUACAUUUACUACGAUUUAGAGGACUUGGCCAAGAAGUGCGAAUUGUUAAGCGAAACUGUAACAAAAUGCAGAACUAUUGGAGUGCUACAAAGUAUUCACGGAAAGUUCUAUUUGACUGAGAUGGAUACUAACACAAAAAACUCUGAUAUCAAAGUCCGAGUAUCAAUGAUCUACCUGAAAUCCCCAAUGCCUUCAACGGUAAUCCCCUACCCUGUACAAAUAUUUGGGACCAUGCAGUGGAAGAACCGGCCUGUCAUCUACGCUAAACUUAUAAAGGUUCUUAACACAUCAACAGCUUUACGCAUGAGAGAAACCAUGAAUACCAUAUCAAAAUUACAUUUGGCCAAGAAUUAUAAUGAAGGCUACAUAGAAGACUGUGAUGAUUCCCUUUUUGAAGACUCAUUUAAUAUUUCUAAAUUCAUUUAAUAAGUAAUUAUUAAUGUUAUGUGAUACAAUGCCUUUGAACUUUGUGAUAUUUUUUAAGGAUAAUAAACCAUAAGUUAAAUGUU